AUGGCCGCCUCAAGCACCCGCGUCCAGGAGCAGAAGUUAGCAUCGCCGGAUGCUAGCCAUUCGCCAUCUCUUGGUGAAGGAAUGGGCACAACAACUAAGUGGAAAGAUAACCUUGCCGAGCUCAAGUAUACAUUCUUUACCUUGGAUGGCUGGAUCGGGGACUAUGAUUACAUGUACUUGAUAACGCCCAACAUCUGGCCCCUGAACAGAAAGUACAAGGACUACCAGGCCCCAUUCUAUGGCCUGAACGACCGCGUACCUAUUCUACUCACAAUCCUGCUUGGUCUACAGCAUGCUCUAACCAUGAUCGGCUCCAUCGUCUCGCCACCUCUUGCCAUCGCCUCCGGUGCUUUCAAGUUUGACCCGAACAUGACGGCCUAUCUCGUGUCAACAGCCUUCAUCACUACAGGCAUCGCCACGGCGCUUCAGGUUACGCGCCUCCACAUCAUGAAGACGCCCUUCUUCGUUGGCACCGGGCUGCUCUCCGUGGUGGGACCGACAUUCGAUAUCCUCCCGAUUGUGUUUAAUUACGCGGCUCUCCGAUACCGCUCUGGAACCUGCCCCGUUGCGGCUGGUGGCACCCAGGGAUCUUGCCCUGAUGCCUGGGGAACUUGCUUGGGAACGAUGCUCUGCUGCGUCUGGAUUCAGAUAGCCAUGGCCUUUAUCCCACCCAAGACGCUCAACAAGGUCUUUCCCAAGCUCAUCACCGGGAGUCUCCUCACACUCGUCGGCGUCUAUCUCAUCGGAAAUGGCCUGCAGAACUGGGGUGGCAGCUCCAACUGCCACGGCGGAGAGGGUUUCUAUGCUCUCUGCCCCAACAGCGCUGCUCCAAGGCCUCUUCCGUGGGGUGAUCCAAAGUUGAUUGGUCUUGGCUUCAGCGUCUUCAUCUCCAUCAUCAUCGUUGAGACCGUUGGGGCUCCACUGAUGCGUUCUGCGUCUGUUAUUGUCGGUCUUGCUGUGGGAUGCAUCAUCUCUGGAGUUACCGGAUACUGGUCAACCGAGCAGAUUCAUCAAGCACCAAGAGGGACUUUUCUUUGGGUGCACACCUUCAAGUUGUCUGUGGAUGGCGCUCUCGUUCUUCCCCUGAUCAUCAUGUUUGCCUGCCAGGCCGUCAGCUGCAUUCCCGAUAUCCUGGCAACCGCCGAGCUCUCCGAUGUGGCCAUUGAAGGUACCGAAUUCAACAGCAGAAUCCAAGGAGGCAUUCUCUGCGACGGACUCGGCAGCUUCUUCAGUGCGCUCGGCACUGGUCCCCCGCUUGUGUCUCAGGCGGGGAACAACGGCGUCAUUGUUCUCACAGGAUGCGCCUCCCGUCGUGCAGGUUGGGCAGCGAGCGCAUUUCUGAUUCUGAUGGGCAUUAUAGCCAAGUUUGGGGCUGUAUUUGCAUCCAUGCCACCUUCUGUACUCGGCGGCAUGCAGGUCUUCCUGUAUAGUACGAUUGCUGUUGCCGGCAUCCGUGUUUUGGCACUGAUUUCCUGGACACGACGUGAUCGCUUUAUCCUCACCGUGGCAUUAGGUAUUGGCUUCAUGGAUAUAUGUCAGCCAGCCUGGUUUGCCAGCAUUCUGGACUAUAACGGGUCGAAUGCGAACCUAGUGGGCUUCCUGCAAGGCAUUAACUUGGCUGUCGAGACGCCCUUUGUUAUUGCUGCAAUCGUUGGUGUUAUUUUGAACGGGGUAUUACCAGGGGAUAAAACUACCCUUCCAAAGGCUACUUUAACUUAA
Molecule: messenger RNA, 1719 nt
Organism: Thyridium curvatum
Lineage: Eukaryota; Fungi; Ascomycota; Sordariomycetes; Thyridiales; Thyridiaceae
Exons: 2
Coding region: 1-1719 (572 amino acids)
Biological process (GO): transmembrane transport; xanthine transport
Cellular component (GO): membrane; fungal-type vacuole
Molecular function (GO): xanthine transmembrane transporter activity
Source: RefSeq, a predicted model, not a curated record